Messenger RNA from Hordeum vulgare subsp. vulgare (domesticated barley), 1435 nucleotides. RefSeq names its product protein ALP1-like. The transcript has 5 exons. The coding region runs from base 128 to 1312 and encodes 394 amino acids. The record is from RefSeq and is a predicted model, not a curated record. Lineage: Eukaryota; Viridiplantae; Streptophyta; Magnoliopsida; Poales; Poaceae.
CCCCCUCUCUUUCCUUGCGCGGUGGCGGCGCAUCCAACGAUUGGAUCCCAGGGACGGUGCGGUUCUACAGAAAUUUUGAAGCCAAUCGCUAGGACAUCUAGCAGCAGCAGCACAACUACAGUCAGAGAUGGACAGAAAGAUAAAGAUGUUAAUUUAUGCGGCUGCAGCACAAUGGUUUAUCAACAUGAUAACAUUGGUUGUUCAAUCAAGAAAAAGAAAAAGAAGAGAAGCAAUUACAUAUGCCCCAAUUGAUGAGAGAGAUAGGAUGAGAAGAGAGUAUUUUGACAACAAAAUAUGGAAGAAUGACACAACUAGCGUGAACAUGCUUAGGCUUCGAAGAGAACCUUUCUUUAGGUUUUGUCAACUCUUUAGGGAUCGCAAGUUGCUAAAGGACACAAUUCAUUUGUCUAUUGAGCAACAAGUAGCAAUGUUCUUGCACACUGUUGGGCACAACAUUAGAAAUAGGGUUAUUUCUGCCAAUUUUGGUAGAUCCGGUGAAGUCGUGAGCCGUUACUUCCAAAGGGUUCUCCAUGCUAUUGGUGAGCUUCGAGAUGACCUUAUUAGAAAGCCUUCAUUGGAGACCCAAACCAAAAUAGAAGGAAACUAUCGAUGGGAUCCAUACUUUAAGGAUUGUAUUGGAGCUAUUGAUGGUACACAUGUGCGAGCCUCCGUUACACCGGAAAUGGAGGCUUCUUUUCGUGGUAGAAAGCCUUAUGCUACUCAAAAUGUGAUGGCGGUUGUAGAUUUUGAUCUUCGAUUCACAUAUGUGUUGGCCGGAUGGGAGGGGACAGCACAUGAUGCUCUAGUUUUACGUGAUGCUUUAGAACGUGCAAAUGGUCUACGUGUCCCACAAGGGAAAUUUUAUCUAGUUGAUGCUGGAUAUGGAGCCAAACGGGGUUUUUUGCCUCCUUUUCGUGGCGUGAGGUACCACUUGAAUGAGUGGGGAAACAACCCUGUGCAAAAUGAGAGGGAGCUGUUCAACCUUAGGCAUUCUUCUCUUCGUGUGACCGUAGAACGUGCAUUUGGGUCAUUGAAGAGAAGAUUCAAGAUACUUGAUGAUGCCACCCCAUUCUUUCUCUAUCCAACACAAGUUGACAUUGUUAUGGCUUGUUGUAUUAUUCACAAUUGGGUUAUAAAUGACGGGAUAGAUGAAUAUAUCAUACCCGAGGAUGAAUGGGUUCCAAAUAUUACUCAUGCUUCAUCAUCAAGUGGUCAAGCACAUGAACAUGCAUACAUGGCUAAUUUUAGGCAAGGACUUGCUGAUCAAAUGUGGGAAGACAGACAAAACCAUAUGCAAGGUCAAAAUAUGUAGUAUAAUAUUUUCUGUAAUUGUAUUUGUUCAACGAUUCUGUGUGCUGAAACUUAUUUGUAAGGAUAUAAUAUUUUCUGUAAUUGUAUUCUUGUGUGCUGAAACAUAUUUGUAAUGACUAUUUAA